Molecule: messenger RNA, 1176 nt
Organism: Chrysoperla carnea
Lineage: Eukaryota; Metazoa; Arthropoda; Insecta; Neuroptera; Chrysopidae
Gene: Gbeta5
Product: guanine nucleotide-binding protein subunit beta-5
Exons: 9
Coding region: 91-1152 (353 amino acids)
Biological process (GO): G protein-coupled receptor signaling pathway; G protein-coupled dopamine receptor signaling pathway
Cellular component (GO): cytoplasm; heterotrimeric G-protein complex
Molecular function (GO): signaling receptor complex adaptor activity; protein binding
Source: RefSeq, a predicted model, not a curated record
GACUGUAAAAGGGCUGUUUUAUUGAUUGUAUGAAUUCUCCAUUUCGAAAUAUGUAUUUUUAAAAACAAAAAUAAAUAAAUAUUGUCUGCAAUGGCUAGUGAAGGAGUGAAAGUGAGCCCAGUUGAGACUGUUGAGUCACUUCUACGUGAAACUGAAGUAUUAAAAGCAAAGCUUGAAGAAGAGCGACAAAAAUUAAAUGAUGUUACAUUAGCACAAGUAGCAGAACGUUUAGAAGUGAUAAACUACAUGAACAUCAAACCACGUAAAAUUUUAAAAGGUCACCAAGCCAAAGUUUUAUGUUCGGAUUGGUCACCAGAUAAACGACACAUUGUUUCAUCCUCUCAGGAUGGAAAAAUGAUUAUUUGGGAUGCUUUUACUACAAAUAAAGAACAUGCCGUUACUAUGCCUACAACAUGGGUCAUGGCAUGCGCUUAUGCCCCUUCAGGAACUUUGGUAGCUUGUGGGGGAUUGGAUAAUAAAGUAACAGUUUAUCCAUUAAGUCUUGAAGAAGAUGUUAGUGUUAAAAAGAAAACAGUGGGCACCCAUACAAGUUACAUGUCUUGUUGUACUUUUCCAAAUUCGGAUCAACAGAUUUUAACAGGAAGUGGCGAUUCGACAUGUGCAUUAUGGGAUGUGGAAUCUGGUCAACUAUUACAAAACUUCCAUGGUCAUACUGCAGAUGUAAUGUCUAUAGAUUUAGCACCAUCAGAGUUUGGAAACACAUUCGUUUCUGGGAGUUGUGAUAAAAUGGUUUUAAUUUGGGAUAUGCGUUCAGGACAAUGUGUUCAAUCAUUUGAAGGACAUCAGUCGGAUAUUAAUAGUGUGAAAUUUCAUCCGAGUGGGGAUUGUGUUGCUACAGGAAGUGAUGAUUCAACUUGUCGUUUAUUCGAUUUGCGUGCUGAUAAAGAAGUCGCAGUUUACAGUAAAGAAAGUAUUAUAUUUGGAGUGAACUCUGUAGAUUUUUCAGUUAGCGGGCGAUUAUUAUUUGCCGGUUAUAACGAUUAUACAGUCAAUGUUUGGGAUACAUUAAAAUGUGUACGUGUUUGUUUAUUAUAUGGUCAUGAAAAUCGAGUUUCAUGUCUUCAAGUAUCACCUGAUGGAACAGCUUUAUCGACGGGAAGUUGGGAUUUCACUUUAAGAGUAUGGGCUUAAAAAAGUUCUCGGAGUGAUAUUUUU